Messenger RNA from Penicillium nucicola, 1638 nucleotides. Its product is annotated as acyl--CoA ligase. The transcript is spliced from 4 exons. Gene Ontology annotation, molecular function: CoA-ligase activity. The coding region runs from base 1 to 1638 and encodes 545 amino acids. The record is from RefSeq and is a predicted model, not a curated record. Gene Ontology annotation, biological process: secondary metabolic process. Lineage: Eukaryota; Fungi; Ascomycota; Eurotiomycetes; Eurotiales; Aspergillaceae.
AUGAAUAGCACUCGGAUACUUGCGGCUGAUGUGUGGGACUGUCUCUUCGAAAGGAAGCAAAAGCCCUUCCCAGAUGAUCAGGUCAUCUUCAAAUCCGGUCCGGAUGAGCGCACCUAUAGCAAUAUUCGUUCUGACGCUCUGAGUUUUGGUGCCAAUCUGCAGGUCAGACUGGGAUGGAAAAAGGACGAUGUUCUUCUGGUGUUUUCGCCGAAUCAUAUUGAUAUACCACUGGUCUACUGGGGCUGUCAUUGGGCCGGAGGCGUCGUCUCACCUGCCAACCCGACCUAUACUGCAGAGGAGCUGGAGUACCAGCUUGCGGAUAGUGGAGCAAAAGCACUAGUUAUUCAUCCGUCUCUGGUCAAAGUUGCAACAGCAGCGGCGUAUAAAGUCGGAUUGCCAGUGUCGAAUAUAUGGGUUGUUGGAGCACAACCCUCGGAACCAGGACUAGGGCAUGUUCAAUCUAUCCUUGCCAGCAAGACAGUGGGAGAAAUUCGUCCCCGUAUCGACCCUGCUACAGAUACAGCAUUUUUAGUUUAUUCCUCAGGAACGACUGGACGACCCAAGGGUACACUGGUCACUCAUACCAAUAUAGUGGCGAAUAUGACAAUGCAAGGACAAGUCGAUGGUCCAUUUAUGGAUUGGAGAAAGGACCGAGUUCUUGCUGUGAUACCAACCUAUCAUAUCUUUGGCCUUAUGUGUUUGUUUCAUGUUCCCGUCUUCAUGGGACUGCAGACAAUUAUCGUGGAGAAAUAUUCCAUCUCGAGCUUCUUGCGUGACGUUUAUAAUGAGUCUAUCACGAAUGUUUACGUUGCUCCCCCAAUUGUUCUGCAUUUGGCCAAGGAUCCAGCAAUGACACGAGCUCGUCUAUCAUCCCUGCGAAUGGUGACAUCCGGGGGCGCACCCCUGCCCCCAGGCCUGAUCCGCGCGGUACAUGAUCGACUGAAGAUCCCGGUUCGCCAGGCAUUCGGAUUGACGGAGUCGACCGCGAUAAGUCAUACCCAGAGAUGGGACAAAUGGAAUCACGCGAUAGGAUCCAAUGGUCCCCCACUGCCCGGUGUCGAGGUAAAGUUCAUCAAUGGAAGAGGGGACGAAGUCCAAGGCGAAGGCGAGCUCUGUCUUCGAGGACCGACCAUCUUCCUGGGAUAUCGCAAUAAUGCCGAAGAUACGAAGAAAUCAAUUACGCCUGACAAAUGGUUCAUGACUGGCGACAUUGGGUAUCAAGACGAGGAGAGCAAUCUCUUCUUGACUGAUCGGCUGAAAGAUCUGAUUAAAUACAAGGGGUUCCAGAUUCCGCCGGCAGAGAUAGAAAGUGUGCUCCAUACACAUCCUUUUGUUCAUGAUGUCGCUGUUGUUGGGGUCUUUGGUCAGGCUAUCGCGUCUGAGGUACCGAUUGCCUACGUCGUUCUCAAUGAGGGAACAGAAGGAAAUCAAAAGGUUGCAGAAGAAUUGAUUGAGUAUGUUGCUCAAAAGCUGGCUCCUCACAAGAGACUUCGUGGGGGUGUCAUCUGGGUCGAUGAAAUUCCUAAAGGACCUUCUGGCAAAAUUCUCAAGCGUGUUCUCAAACACCGCAUUGAAGAGAUGGACCGGGGGAAAGCCGUUGGUGCUGUGGUAUACGAAGACAUUUCGUCCAAGCUAUGA